Tuber melanosporum (Perigord truffle) is the source of this 2026-nucleotide messenger RNA. RefSeq lists its product as uncharacterized. Lineage: Eukaryota; Fungi; Ascomycota; Pezizomycetes; Pezizales; Tuberaceae. Bases 1 to 1884 code for a protein of 627 amino acids. The transcript has 6 exons. The record is from RefSeq and is a predicted model, not a curated record. Gene Ontology annotation, biological process: protein import into nucleus; ribosomal large subunit biogenesis.
AUGGGCAAAGCCGGUAAACCUCGGAAAAAGGAUGGCAGGAAAAAAGGUAGCCUUACUGCUUCUAGGCCAUCAAACCCUGCAGAGAAGGCGGCCAAUAAUGCUCUCCGGGAAUCUGUGGUCUUGCCUGUUGUUAGGAAUCUCUCAUCUAUCUCGCCUAAAGAACGAGCGGAAGCCGUAUCAGCGAUAAACAAUCUACUUCAAGAUGCCACUUGUCGCCAAUUACUGCUCCGUGAGAGAGUGGUACAAAAAUUGAUGGAAGAGAUGCUCAAUGAUUCUUCGCAAGAGGUUGUUGUGUAUGCCUGGGGCGCUCUCAGAAACAUCUCAGUGGAUGAAGGUUACGACCAAAGCAUCUUUAUGUAUCGGAAAAAUAUUUUAGCCCCGGUUGCAAGCGCCUUGCAGAAGAUCUCUUCUACGUUAAACUCUCUUCGCACCAACCCGGGAUCCCUCAGUAGCACAGAACAGAAGAUCCUGUGGCUAUAUGCUGAAAAUGUUAUUGGCCUUAUCGCUGGCCUUAGUGAGACAAGCGAGGAGGUGGCAGAGGCAAUAGUCAAACUGGACAUAUUACCGCUUCUUAUGGAAAUUCUCAAGGAACCCUCUGGGAAACUAGGAGGCUUGCAUGAAACGGUAGCCCAAUGCGUCUACGCUCUCACUGGGGAAAGCGACGAUUUCGUCGAGGCUAUUGUUUCGGACCGUUAUGGCUACGUUUCUCUGUUGCUGGAGCUCCGUGAUCAGUCAGACCCUAGCCUGAAGAGCCUCUAUAUUUGUGGUUCCCUCCAUAAUAUAUCACUCGCACUAAAAGGGACUGAGGUAGCUACGGAUCAAGAGAUUUCUGAUUUCAGCGUUGUGACGAUUUUGACUGAUUUUCUCAAAUCAACACCUACCGCAUCUCUUACUGAUGACGAACAAAAAGUCCUUAUCUUCAAGCAACUUGUUCUGGAAAUACUGGCUUCUAUAGCAACAGAGGCGACGGGUGGGGUCUCAGAGGAAGCCUUAGGAGCAGACCAGGAUGGUGACAUAGAUUUUAUUAGCGGAGAUGGAGAUGGGAAAGAUAUGACAGCCCCAGGAGAGCUUGAUGAAUCAUUGCGAGCAGACAUGGAAAUGGUGGUGGGUGAUGAGAGUAAUCAAGAAUCCCCGGACUCCGCGGAAGGAACAGUGUUGCACUAUUUGAUUGUAAACACUGGACCGGCGCUCCUAUCGAUAGUGAAAUCGGGCGCCAGCGGUUCAUUGCCCAUCCAUAUACGAGCGUUGAGCGUGUUAAACAAUAUCGCUUGGACUGUUGAUGCGACGCUUUCCGAAGGAUUGGGCUUGUGGGAGAGGUGGCAGAAGCUGGCUCGCGAGAUAUGGCAGAGCUGCAUUACACCUGUCCUCGUUGCCAAUACAGCAGAUGUGGAGCUCGCGGAAGCGGUUACUGGCCUUGCUUGGGCGAUCUCUAAAUCUAUGAAUGGAAGCCUUGACGUUUCACAAGGAGAGCAUAGGGCAUUUGUUAGCCUCUAUCACGCAGCAAAUACUGAUGAAUUACGAACGAAAUGUGUUGGCGUUCUUGGGUGCCUUGGCCUUGCGCAGGGGAGAAUUGAAAUCAAUCGGGAAAUUGGUGUUUUCCUUAUGACUUUGAUUGUUGGCGGCGCAAAUACCCCGGCAAACCCGUUGGUAGAGGCGCUGAAUGCUAUAUUUGACAUAUAUGCGGAUGCAGAAUUCGAUUAUGAUGAACCUGUGUUUGUCAAGAGUGCCUUCCUUGAUCACCUCUCAAAAGCGAUAUCUGGGGUCAGAUCAGCUGUUAAGAAAGUCGAUAAAAACAAAUUCCCAGAAGAUCGAUUGAGGGCAGACGAUGCACUGCUAAAUCUGCAGCGGUUUAUCGCAUAUAAGAAGAAGGAGAGAGAAAAUUGAAUACUAUCUUCCUAGGAGCGCAGUUUUCGAUAGAUGGCGCUAGUGGUCGAGCUCCCUAUGGGGAUUUCUUGGGUGUGUGCUUUUUCUAUUGUGUAUUCUAGAUUUUGUGAUUUACCCAUUAAAAGUCAACUGCUGCUGCGCU